AUGACCCAAGAGAUCGCUGAAACAAGUCACGGCCAUCACAUCGUUGGUGGUAAAACCGCCUUUAAGGAUUAUGUUGGAAAGUUUGCUCAUAUUGAAGAUCCAUUAGAAAGAAGAAGAUUGGCUUUAGAAGAAAUCGAUAACGCCGGUUUUGGCUGGACUCAAAUCAAAAUGAUUAUGAUUGCUGGUGUCGGUUUCAUGACGGAUUCUUAUGAUAUCUUUGCCAUUAACUUGGGUAUCACUAUUAUGUCAUAUGUCUGGUGGAAGGGUUCUAUGCCUUCUUCUACCUCUACUCUUUUAAAGGUUUCCACAUCUGUUGGUACCGUUAUUGGUCAAGUCUCCUUCGGUAUCAUGGCCGAUAAAAUUGGUAGAAAGAAGAUUUACGGUACUGAAUUGAUCAUUAUGAUCUUUGCUUGUGUUUUCCAAUGUACUUUAGGUCAAUCACCAGCUAUUAACUUUGUUGCCAUUCUUGCCACUUUUAGAAUUCUUAUGGGUAUUGGUAUUGGUGGUGAUUAUCCACUUUCCUCAAUUAUCUCUUCUGAAUUCUCAACCACCAAAUGGAGAGGUGCCAUCAUGUCUGCUGUUUUCUCUAACCAAGGUUUGGGUCAAUUGUUGGCUGGUAUCGUUGCCAUGAUUUUGGUUGCUGGCUACAAGGAUGAUUUAAUUAUUGCCAACUCUGGUGCUGAAUGUACUGGUAAAUGUAUCAAGGCUUGUGACCAAAUGUGGAGAGUCUUAAUUGGUUUCGGUUGUGUUCCUGGUUGUAUUGCUUUGUACUACCGUUUGACCAUUGCUGAAUCUCCUCGUUACUCUCUUGAUGUUACUCAACAUGAUGAUCUCCAAAAGGUUGCUGACGCUGAAGCCAUCAUUGACGCUCAAGCUGCUGAUAUCACCCCACCAAAGGCAUCUUUCAAGGAGUUUGUUAGACACUUUGGUCAAUGGAAAUAUGGUAAGAUCUUAAUUGGUACUGCUGGUUCUUGGUUCAACUUAGAUGUUGCUUACUACGGUUUAGGUUUGAACUCUGCCAUUAUCUUGCAAACUAUUGGUUACGCCAAGUCUAAGAAUGUCUACCACAACUUGUACAACACUUCUGCUGGUAACUUGAUUUUGAUUUGUGCUGGUUCCUUGCCAGGUUACUGGUUCACUGCUGCUACUGUUGAUGUACUCGGUCGUAAGACUAUUCAAUUGGGUUCUUUUAUGAUCUUGACUAUUUUAUUCUGUAUCAUUGGUUUUGCUUACCACAAGUUGUCAUCUCAUGCUUUAUUGGCAUUGUACGUCUUGGCUCAAUUCUUCCAAAACUUUGGUCCUAACACCACUACUUUUAUUGUUCCAGGUGAAGUUUUCCCAACCAGAUACAGAUCUUCUGCUCACGGUAUUUCUGCAGCUUGUGGUAAGGUUGGUGCUAUCAUUGCUCAAACUUGUAUUGGUACUUUGAUUAACCACGGUUGUUCUGCUACUAACAAGAACUGUUUCUUGCCUCAUGUUAUGGAAAUCUUUGCCUUGUUCAUGUUGUUGGGCUGUUUCACCACCUUGUUGAUUCCUGAAACCAAGAGAAUGACUUUAGAAGAAAUUUGUGAAAAGUACCACGAUGAAAUUGACUCUACCAAGUUAUCUAAGGAAAGAUAUGUUCAAGAAGAAUCUUACGAACAAGAUUCCAAUGAACUCAAGCAAUAG
Messenger RNA from Lizanozyma spartinae, 1668 nucleotides. It is a transcript of the gene PHO84, whose product is annotated as phosphate transporter. Gene Ontology annotation, biological process: transmembrane transport; phosphate ion transport. NCBI's taxonomy places the organism in Eukaryota, Fungi, Ascomycota, Pichiomycetes, Serinales, Debaryomycetaceae. The record is from RefSeq and is a predicted model, not a curated record. Gene Ontology annotation, cellular component: membrane. The transcript has a single exon. Gene Ontology annotation, molecular function: phosphate transmembrane transporter activity. The coding region runs from base 1 to 1668 and encodes 555 amino acids.